ACACACCCACACCCCCUACACCCCCUUCGUUCUCGUUGUUAACCAAUGGUUGCACAAACCCGCCAGCAGGCAGUCAAGGCUGCUCGCACGGCGGAACAGGCAAAGGUGACAGCAGCAGCAGGCCUUUCGUUUGACGGUUCCGGUCCGAAAGGCAAGAGCAAGAUGAAGCAGAUCAACAGAAAUGCAGAUGAGGGAAAUGCAGAGAUCUCAUUGGCACGUCGGACCAUCGCUCGAGAUGAGCAUGGACUUUUGGUAAGCACUCCACCCCCAUCCCCAGUUGUUUCCUCCUCGGACAGGGCUGUUAACGACGGGGCUGAGGACAUGGAAGUAACCAUGGACGAAGCUGAGCACACUCAGAGCGUUGAGGCGACUGAGAACAAGGGUCCAGGAGAGGACGCUGCCAAUGGCGAAGGCUCUACUGAAGCCAUUGCCGGGGAUCAUCCAGAGGAGAGUGUGCGUUUCGAUGACAUCGUCGAGGAUAUCGACGAAGACGACCCAGGUAGUUUCCAAGUGAUUCGACGCACCCGCGAGAAGUUCAACAGGGUUCUGGUCCCUCUAUCUUCUCUGCGUGGCGAAACAACUGAAGAAAAGCGGGAGGACCUGAUGGGGAUGCUGAAGGCGGCCGAGGUCAGUGUUUUGGCAAGGAUCAAGACAAAGAAAUUCGAUGGCGAACAUCUUUAUUCGGUGUCAGUGGAGACAGAGGCUCAAGUUCAGGAGCUGCUAAAAAUGAGGACUGAGAAUGCGGACGGAGCCCGCGCUUUCAUCUUCCGCCGCGCGAAUGACGACUGGAGUCAGGACCGCCGUCGACGAACAGUGGAGGUGUGCGGACUUCCCCCACGCAUAACGGACACGCUGGUCCGUUUGUCAUUGCAGAAAUAUGGAGAGAUCGAGGACAUUUCGCGUCACAUUUGCAGCCGCGGUAUCAAGGUAACCCUUGCAGUGCGUUUCACGUCCCAAGCGGGCAUUGAGAAAUUGGUAGAAGAGGGCACUGCCUCUCUCUUUGUGAGCAAUGAACACGCUCGUUUGGGCCGUCUUGGUGCCGUGUCAUUGCAAUGGAACACGAGGCAUGUAUGCAAACUGGCGGGCUUGCCUUCUCAGACGAGCUGCAACAGGUUUAUGCUCGGUUAAGUGCAUUAUGAUGUCAUCAGCGCUUCGCCCAUCUUUCUACGACUUUCUAGAACACUGUUGCUAUCUAUCCAGCCAGUUUAUAUAAACCCCAUCCACACGUAGAACUAGACAGCAGCAUUGAUACGAAUAAAGCCUCCUUUCCACCCUAGAUCCACUUCCACCUGAUUUGACCGUUUGCA
Messenger RNA from Gamsiella multidivaricata, 1307 nucleotides. RefSeq lists its product as uncharacterized. The transcript has a single exon. Bases 46 to 1128 code for a protein of 360 amino acids. The record is from RefSeq and is a predicted model, not a curated record. NCBI's taxonomy places the organism in Eukaryota, Fungi, Mortierellomycota, Mortierellomycetes, Mortierellales, Mortierellaceae.